ACGGACGAUGGCUUGCAACGAGGUCUCAAGUGUAGACACUUACAAAUGAUUGCUCUCGAAAGUAUCGUUGAGGCCAAUCGCUAGCACGGAAUGAGUUAUGCCAUAGUGUACAGCGGGCCCGUGGGAGCAAUCCUACGCUUUUUCAUCGUUGGAGUCGAUGUCUAUUUCGUCAUGCAGAGUAUGUGGGCUUUGAAUACUUUCUUCUGUCGUGAAUUUUGGCCGAUGAUUUACCUGAUGUCUGGCCGAUUUGUCGAUCCUGCGUUGGCCUUUGCAUUGGCUGGAGAAUACAACAGUUUCUCUAUUGUCAUGACACUCUGGACCGACAGAGUUCCUGACUACGGCUGGAUCCUCAUGGCUUGGGCAUUUUUCCAAACCACUUCGCUUCUUGGUGUUGCUAUGUACGGAGAGAUGGAAUUUUGGCUGGCCUUUUUCAAAUUCCUCUUUCUGGCCUUAACAGCUGGCGAAAGUGCGAACCCGAAGCGGGAUCUCCCUAAAGCGAUCAAGCAGACCUUCUGUUCAAUCAUCGUCCCUGCCAACUCGCUGGGUCUCCUCACCGCCACGUCGAAGUCUGGGGCCGGAAACCUGAUCAACGUUGUCAUCAUCACCGCGCUUUUAACUUCAGUCAACUCCUCGAUUUAUAUUUGUUCGCGGUCCCUUUUGUCGCUGGCAAAAUUGGGACGUGCCCCAAAAUCUUUGCGAAGACGUCUGCCGACGGAUUUCUUGGGACUUUUAGCUCUUCUCAACUACACUGUAGACGCUGGAAAAGUGUUUACAUAUCUCGUCGAUAUUAGAGGUGCUGCUACCUUUGUUGCCUGGGCAUUUAUUGCUCAAGGCCUCGAUCUCAAUGUCAUACCAUACCGGGCCUUGUGGUAUCCUUACGGGGCAUGGUUUGUUUUAUUCAUCAGUAUCUUCCUUGUUCUCACCUCUGGUUAUACUACACUCAUCCCAUCGUUCCACGCGGUCAAUUUUGUGUUCAACUAUAUUGUCCUUGUAAUUUUUGUACUGUUGUUUAUUUCCUGGAAGCUGCACAAGAAGAUGAAAUGUUUACCACUUAUGGAAAUGAACCUGGCCACUGGACGAACUCCCGAGACUUCACAACGUCACGUCUCACAGGCGGGAAGGCGCGUCUUCAUGGGACACGCUUCAAAUUUGACGGGCUUCGUUUGCUCGAAUUGCUUCAUUUAUUAA
This is a messenger RNA of Hyaloscypha bicolor E, 1188 nucleotides long. RefSeq lists its product as uncharacterized. The record is from RefSeq and is a predicted model, not a curated record. Gene Ontology annotation, molecular function: amino acid transmembrane transporter activity. Lineage: Eukaryota; Fungi; Ascomycota; Leotiomycetes; Helotiales; Hyaloscyphaceae. The transcript has 9 exons. Bases 91 to 1188 code for a protein of 365 amino acids. Gene Ontology annotation, cellular component: membrane. Gene Ontology annotation, biological process: amino acid transmembrane transport.